ACUUUUGACAGCGCGUCGGGGCGCGCGUGGGAAAGAGACAGGGUGUGUGUGAAAAAGCGUAGUUCCCCCUCUGGAGAUCGAGCCUUCUCCGACAGCUCUAGUGGCGACAAGAGGUCCGAGGGAGAGAGGGACGGGAUGUCGGAGGAAGAACUGGACGGAGAAAUCUCUGACGAGGAAGUGUGUUCGCUCCUUGAGUCCAGCCUAAGAGAAGUCGAAGACGGCAUCACAGAGACCUCAACCUAUGUCUUGAGGGAGAAGGUAGUUGGAGGGGAGGCAGGAGAAGGGGAGGCGGAGGAGGAGACUAAGGCACUACGUCUGAAGGUGAAGCAGCUGCAGAGCCAUGUACGAACGCUGACACAGUACUACCAAGAACUGAUGGUUGCAUUUGAGCAUCUGAAGGAGAGACGGGGAGAACCAGGCGAGGGAGCAGAGGAGGAGGAGGAGGAGAGAGAAGAAUUGAAUCAACGUCUUCAAGAGGCGGAGGGAAAGUUGCAAGAUGCUCUCAGGCAGCGCAACGAACUGGAGGAAGAGCUGCAAUCGUCACAGGAGGAGGGGGAGGGUCUGAGGUCGGAGAUUGUGCUACUGAAGACGCAGCUGGCCGACUCUCAGAACAAGCUCCUCGAGAUGACGCAGGCACUCGCUGCCACCAAACAGGCUAUGGACAUCUACCAAGGGACUGCCCGGCGGGAUCUGGAGCACAGAGACAUGGAGCUGGAGAGACUAAAGGAGGAGGUGGGGCAGCUGGACGAGAGAAGACGGAGUCUGGAGAUGGAGUGUGAGAAGGGGAGGGGGAGAGUGGGCGGAGCCGAGGCCGAGCUGAACAAGGCUCGCGACGAAAUCAAGCUCUUGCAGAAACAGGUGGAGGAGCUGGUGCCGGAGGUGGAGGGAGAGGAGAAGAGGGCGGGGCAGCUGGAACGAGAGUUGGAGUCCAGCCGGGAGGAGACGGAGAGUCUGAGGAGAGAGAAGGAGAACAUGGAACAGAACUUGGAGGACAGGAUAGCGGAGCUGCAGGCAGGGAUAGCAGCUGCUCUCCAGGGACAGAGAGAGGCUCAGCAGCGGACCAGCGACCACAAACUGCAGCUGGACUCUCUCCGAGACUCACAGACUUCACUACAGGAUGAGGUUCAGAAGUACCAGCAGUUGCUACAGGAGAAAGAACAGCAGUUAGUAAAGAUGAUGACGUCACUUCACGUUGCAGCUGCACAGAUUGCUGGGCUGCGUUGCAAUGGAGACAGAACACCCACAGGGGGUGCGGAGGAUCAGGGGGUGUGGUCUAGUGACAGUGGUGAGCUGGUGAAGGUGGUGGAGAAGGAAGUGGAGGAGGUGAGGGUGGAGUGGGAGGAGUCGCGAGCUGUUGUCUCUCAGCUACAGACCACCGUCACCGAGAUGACUGCUAGACUGGAGCAGCUGCAGUCGGAGGUGGUUCUGAGGGAGAAACAGGUCUCAGAGCUGGAGAAAUUGGCUUCCGAGUCCCAGGUGGGUGUGACAGAGGGCGUGGCUUCCCUCCAGGAGCGGGAGAGGGAGGUGGAGAGGUUGGGAAGGGAAGUGGAGGAGGAGAGGGAGAGGAGGGAGAGGGAUCUUGCAGCUGCCGCAGGGAACAAAGAGGAGACGGAGCAAGUCCUAUCAGAGGAGCUGGAGCGGCGAGAGAGCUCUCUGGAACAGCUGAAUUCUGAAAACAGGUCACUCCAAGAGCAACUGGCUGCCAUUUCCUCAGAGGUCGAGGUGAUGCAGACGGCGCGGACGGCUCUUCAGGACGAGUUUGAGCAGCUGUUGUCGGAGCUUGAGGCGAGUCAGUCGAGUGUGGCUAGUCUUGAGGCCCAGGUCAGAGGUGAGGGAGAGAGGAGGGGGGCAGAGCUGUCGCAGUAUGCAGACGUCAUCAGAGACCUCCAGAAGCAGCUGGAGUGCGCCGAGGAACAGCGGAACACCGCCAGACAAGAGUCGGAGACCAAACUGACAGAGGUAGAGCAGCUGGCAACCCAGCAUCGGAGACUCAGCGAUGCUGUCAGCGAGAGAGAGAGAAUCAUCGCACAACUGGAGCAGCAGACAGCCUGUCUCUCUCUGCAACACCAGCAAGCCCUGGAGGAAGCUGAACGGCAAGAGUCCAUUGCGACGUCUCUACAGACAGACCUACAGACCUCAGCCACACUCUGUGACAGCCUCAAUCAGGAAGUUGCAGCUGGCAAGGGUCACGAGGAGGAGUCAGAGAGGCGACUGGUCGCCAUGGAGACAGAGAAAAACAGUCUCAGGCAACAACUGUAUGAUCGUGAGGAGGAGCUGGAGGAGCUACAGGGGGAGCUGGAGGAGAGUAAAGAGAGGGAGAAGAGGAGGGAGGGGGAGGAGGGGGCAGAGGUUGAGCAGCUGCGUGUCACCCUCUCGUUGGACGCGGUGGAGAGAGAAACGGUGGAGUUAAAGCUCGCCGGUCAGGAGGAGCUCAUUGCUGACCUUCGUCUAGAGGCCGAAGAGGUCCAGGCGUCCAAUGAAGAGUUUUCCUUCAAACUUGCCUCCCUCGAAGCCCUCCUUGCCGAGACACGAAACCACGCCCACCAGCUGGAGGCGGAGCUUGCAUCGGCGGAGGAGAAGCAGCUGUCGUUGGAGCAGUGUCGGGGUGUCCUGGAGUCUGUCGGUGCCGAGCGUCUGGCGACCAUCACUCUACUCCAGAGCGAGGUAGAGGCAGGGAGGGUGAGAGAGGAACAGGUCAAGAUCAUGGCAGACAAGCUGGCUACUCUGGAGAAACUGCUCCUGACUCUACAAGAAGAGUUGGAGACAGCUCAGCAGGAGAGCAGGCAGCUGGAGGAGGCGAGACAGACAGCAGAGUCACUGGCCACGCAGACAGAGACACAGCUGAUGGCUGAGAGGAGGGAGAGGGAGGGGGAGAGGAGGGAGAGGGAGGAGAAGGUCUGGGACCUGUCACAGAGACUCCAAGAUGCAGAGGAGAAACUCGCACAGACUGAAGCACUGGUUGAAGAGGUUGAGGAGGAGAGGGAUACCCUGCGAUCAGAGCUGGAAACGACAGGGAAGAAGGAGCGUCACUGGUCCUUGGAGCUGACUCAGCUCACCGCAGAACUCCAGCUCUCUCGUGAGAAGACGGGCCAGCUGGAGAGGGAGGGGGCGGAGCUUAGGGCGGAGCUAGCACGAGUGACACUCCUGCUGGAACACACUCAGAGAGAGUUGACUGGAAGUCGUGCGGAGGAGGAGGUGGUGGAGGGGCAGGUGAGGGAGGGGAGGGAGAGGGUGGAGCAGUUGGAGAGGGAACUGAGGGAUGUUCGGAGAGAGGCUGCCUCUCUCCGAGGACAGCUCGCCGCCACUGAACAGUCACAUGACCAGCUGCAGCAGCGGCUGGGUCUGAUGGAGGAGGAAUACGACGGUCUGCAGCAGUCUGCGUCGCAAGCGGCCACCCAGCUGAUGAACACCCAAACCAGCCUCGAUGACCGGAAGGAGUUCUGUCGACAGCUGCAAGAAGAGUGCGAGAACAUGACAGGGCACGUGGGGGACUGGGCGGAGAAACAGAGGUCAAAUACUGAGGUCCUUCUCAGACAUGUGAGGGAGCAAGAGUCAGAGUUACAGUCACUCCGAGCCAGCCAGCGAGAACUGGAAGCUCUCAACGCCUCGAUCCUCUCCCGUAACCGUGACCUUCAGGCCCAGCUGGACAGGAAGACGAGAGAACUGGACACAGCCAUUGCCUCGUCCUCCUCUUCCUCUCUCCUCAACUCCUCGGGGGGUGUGACCCACAUUACUGCUACACUUGACUUUGACCUCAGCCAGCUGACAGGGGUGCAGGUGGGAGAGAGUGUUGUCGAAGGUUCUUCGACAACCGUCCACCAUGCCUCAGCCGUCGCGUCUGUCCCUCUCAAGUUUAACUCUCUCUACUGCUCCACAAUGGAGGAAGGCCUAUCAACCACUGAAGACCCUGGGAUGAGGGUGGGGCAAGCAGCCGAUGAAGAAGACGAACUUGACAAGGAUUUCUGGAUUAGGCGCGCUGGAGAGUUGUCUGUACAGCUACAGCAAAGCAGUGACUACUGGUCGCAGAAAGUGAGAGAGCUCUCCAUUCAACUAGAGAAACAACAUCAACAACUGAAGUCGGAUCAUCGACACACGGAAUAUUCAGACUAGAACCCAAAACACAAUGACAGUCACUGUUUUAGUAAUACCCCAUUUAGCGUCAAUCACCUUUCCAGCUGCUUUCAUGAUUUUUUAUACUGUUGUUAUCAUUACUCCUGUCACCUACAGCUUGAUGCGUAUGUACGUAAACACAUUCAUUACGCGAGAGUGCAAUUACACGU
Molecule: messenger RNA, 4280 nt
Organism: Geodia barretti
Lineage: Eukaryota; Metazoa; Porifera; Demospongiae; Tetractinellida; Geodiidae
Source: the annotation of a GenBank genome assembly